This is a messenger RNA of Camponotus floridanus (Florida carpenter ant), 746 nucleotides long. It is a transcript of the gene Rbp1, whose product is annotated as RNA-binding protein 1. The record is from RefSeq and is a predicted model, not a curated record. The coding region runs from base 150 to 542 and encodes 130 amino acids. Gene Ontology annotation, molecular function: RNA binding. Gene Ontology annotation, cellular component: nuclear speck. The transcript is spliced from 4 exons. Gene Ontology annotation, biological process: mRNA splicing, via spliceosome. Lineage: Eukaryota; Metazoa; Arthropoda; Insecta; Hymenoptera; Formicidae.
GUGGGGGUAAAGCUAGGUGGGUUAGGUGUUAGGUGACUCCUUUGAGAGACGCCAUUUUGUGAAGUUCGUCGGAUUCUACGUGUGGUGGCCGAUCGUGUUGUUCCAGCAGAUUCUGCUGAUCUAAUAGCGACUUCUUUCAAAGGUAGAAAAUGUCGCGCUAUCGUGAAUGGGAUCUGUCCUGCAAGGUUUAUGUUGGUAAUCUGGGCAGUAGUGCUAGCAAACAUGAAAUAGAGGGUAAGUUCAGUAAGUAUGGUCCACUGAGAAACGUGUGGGUAGCCAGAAAUCCACCUGGUUUCGCAUUUGUGGAAUUUGAGGAUCCACGAGAUGCCGAAGAUGCAGUGAGAGGAUUAGAUGGAAUACACUUGUGUGGUACCAGAGUGCGAGUAGAAAUGUCAUCUGGGAGAAGUCGGCGAGGCGGUGGUGGACGCAGACCCGGUCCUAGAUAUUCGAGAUUCUACCAGCGUCAGCUCCUAGCUCUGCUCGUCUCCCCGCCACUACUACUGCUACUUCUACUACUACUACUACUACUACAGCCACCGUGAAAAAGCGUACUCGUACGCGAAAAAAAAAUGCAAAAUUGUCAAUCUCGCAAUCGUCGCCAAUCGAACAAAACUGAACAAAAAUAUAUAUAUGCCUGCCUGCCCACUAACUUCCCAAUCAACCAAGUCACCAUCAGUCACCACCAAGUCACCGAGUAUAUAGGAAGCCGUCCGUACGUCUGUCACGUCACGUCACGUCACGUCACG